CUCCUACUACUCUCAAUCGCGCUUUUGGCGAGCCUUGCCUCGGCUGAGACCAGUGAUCUAAAUAUACUCUGCAUCAGCGAGUCUCAGCCCAAUCCAAUCCGAAAUACGUACCCAAACGAGGUUACAGGCACAAUCAACGGCACCACAGCAAUAGUGCCGAUACCAUACAGCGUCGCUAGAAGCGUCAUACCUUCCCAGUAUGGCAUCCUAACCAAGGCCUACGAAGAGCUGAUUCCAGGAUUCCCAAAGAACAUGUACCCAGCAGUCUUCCAAGGACUUCUAGAUCACGAUGUCGGAAUGGGCGCUUUGAUCAGGAUCCCAGACUUUCAGCGAGCGGCAUUGAAAUAUCCAUUUGUAGACCGGAUCAAUGACGGUUACUCGAGCUUUGUGUAUUCGGCGCCUCAGCUCAUCACCGCUACAAACGCCAUUGCGCUCGCCGGCAGUGUCAUGUAUGGAGAGACAUAUCCGGGAAAUUUCGAUCCUAAUUGCAAUGCCUAUGCAAGCGAUGGAAGCAAGGACAAGACAUACUUGACAGUCUAUAAAGCCCCUGGAACCAGAGCGCUUGGAUCAAGCCCGAAAUUCGACACGCACUUCCAGACCGUGUCCAAGAUUCCCUACUCACAGCAUGUAUUCGUCAAUAUCACGAACCAGCCGAGCUUCGGCUCCAAAGGCAGCGCUUGCGACAACUACAUAAGUCUUUUCAACACUAGUGUCACGCAAGGCAAAUUUGCGCCUGUACCGGUUAAAGGCACAGUCAAACUCGUACCGCCAUACUAUCCGCAAUCUGCGACUUUGAACGCUUGGGGAUACAGGAUGGACAAUUCCUUCAUCGAGCGAAACAAUGUACCGUGCGAGAAUCUCAAGGGCUACAGCGGGACUGGA
Molecule: messenger RNA, 882 nt
Organism: Pseudocercospora fijiensis CIRAD86
Lineage: Eukaryota; Fungi; Ascomycota; Dothideomycetes; Mycosphaerellales; Mycosphaerellaceae
Exons: 2
Source: RefSeq, a predicted model, not a curated record